UUGUACAAAUCAGAGGAGCUUCCUUCAUUUGCUGUGUGAUCAUCACACAAGUCUCUAACCUGUGACAAACAAUGUCUUUUUUGGACACUCUUCGUCAGUGGGACGACGCUGUAACAUGUGUGGACAGAAACGAUUUGACAGAGGCACUGGGGAUUUUCUUGGCCAUCCAAGAACCCAACUCCAAAAUUUGUUUUAACAUCGGUUGUCUCCAGCUUCUGAACGAAAACCUGGAUGCUGCUGAAAAGGCCUUUGACUGCAGCAUAUGCAAGGAUGAGCACUUGGCCGUCGCCUUCUUUCAAAGAGGAAUCACCUUUUAUAAAAAGAAGAGGUAUGAGGAGAGUGUUGGUGAUUUCCAUCUUGCCCUCAAGGCUCUAAGGGGCAACCAGCUGAUAGAUUACAAAGUCCUUGGUCUCAGAUACAAGUUACAUGCAUGUGAGGUUCUGCACAACAUUGCCCUGGCGGAGGCUCACAUGGGUCAGUGGGAAAACGCCCAGAAGACCCUUACGAAGGCCCUCGGAUACAAGACGGACACUAAGCUCAAUGUCAUCGACAGAGCUAUGCAGUCUAUCCUGAAACAGAAAGUUUUUAAAGUAGUGGAGUUCCCAUCAACUGUGCUGUUUAGACCAAAUAAACACUAUGUUGCUGAAUUGGAGAAGAAGGACUACUUGGGAAAAUCCAAGGUGGUUGCCUCCGUUGUUCCCCAGGAUCAGUUCUCUGGAUUUGCCCCUUUACAGCCACAGAUUGCGCAGGAACCUUCAAGUCCUAAGGAGCCUGAGGUUCUGAGGGCUUUGGAAGGAGACCCUCACAUCGUGCGCUAUGAGUUUAUUCCUGAGACCAGCGAUGAGCUAGCCGUUGUCCCAGGCAACAUUGUGUUUGUUCUGCAGAAAGGUUCGGACAACUGGGCCUCGGUCAUCUUCAAUGGAAGAAAGGGACUUGUUCCUUAUAAUUACUUGGAACAUUUGGAAAUGUCCUUAGCUGCCAAGCAGAAUAAGGAAUUAUCAGAACCUCCAAGUCGGGUACCACCAACAAGGCCAGAAAGGAAACAAGGUCUUGAUCGUGAUAACAUCAGCAAUGGAGACUCACAACAGAAGGAAACUCAGCCUGCUGACAACACGUGUAUUGUCAAAGUUUACUACACAUUCAACUUUGCAGUGUCUCUAGCAAGUGGCUCCACUUACGCGACACUGAUUGAAAAGAUCAGUAAAAAACUGAACCUCUCUUCCUCGUCAGUCACGUUGAGUUUAACAUCAGACUCAACAAGUGCCAUGAAUGAAGACACAGACAUGGAGAGUGUUUGGAGUCGUGCUCAGAGCAAGCACCUCACAUUGUGGUGUAUUACCCAAGAACGAACUGAAGUAAAGCAACAGAACAAUGACAUCAUUUUGGUGGCAAUUCACUCCUACGAGUCAACAAAUCCCGAGGAUCUCAGUUUUAUUCAGGGGGAUAAAAUCACACUCGUCUCUACAAUUAACCAGGACUGGUUUGAAGGACAUUUGAAUGGAAACACUGGCAUCUUUCCUGCAUCCUUUGUGGAGGAAGUUCCUGUGAUUGGCCAAUGAUGUUUGCAAAUGUAAAUACACAACUGACUGAAACUUACGUGGCAAUAGCGAUGCCUCUCCUGCCCUCCACAGCUUUCCCCACGGAUGUCUCCCCCAACUUCUGCUCCAAGCCGCGCCAGCUCCGUGUCGCUAAAAACGAUGCUGAAAAGACACAGUAAACACUUGAAAUGUGCUUUCACGUUCUACUGCAAGUUUACAACAAUAAAGGAAUA
Messenger RNA from Phycodurus eques (leafy seadragon), 1771 nucleotides. RefSeq names its product neutrophil cytosolic factor 2 (gene ncf2). Bases 72 to 1559 code for a protein of 495 amino acids. The transcript is spliced from 16 exons. Gene Ontology annotation, molecular function: protein binding; superoxide-generating NADPH oxidase activator activity. Gene Ontology annotation, biological process: superoxide anion generation. Lineage: Eukaryota; Metazoa; Chordata; Actinopteri; Syngnathiformes; Syngnathidae. The record is from RefSeq and is a predicted model, not a curated record.